Molecule: messenger RNA, 845 nt
Organism: Drosophila takahashii
Lineage: Eukaryota; Metazoa; Arthropoda; Insecta; Diptera; Drosophilidae
Gene: Aprt
Product: adenine phosphoribosyltransferase
Biological process (GO): adenine salvage; AMP salvage
Cellular component (GO): cytoplasm
Molecular function (GO): adenine binding; AMP binding; adenine phosphoribosyltransferase activity
Source: RefSeq, a predicted model, not a curated record
UGUUCCCUUCCACCAAUCCGCAGUUGGGCACGCACUCACGUAGUUCUGAAAUCUCAACGAAAACCUCUGUAAAAAUUCCCUUACACUUAAGAAGACUGAAAGCAACCGGGAAAACGAAAGAAAGAUGAGCCCAAUCAGUGCGGAAGACAAACUAAACUAUGUAAAGUCCAAGAUUGGCGAGUAUCCCAACUUCCCCAAGGAGGGCAUUCUGUUCCGCGAUAUUUUUGGUGCCCUAACCGAUCCCAAGGCCUGUGUUUACUUGAGGGAUUUGCUGGUGGAACACAUCAGGGAAAGCGUUCCCGAGGCGGAGAUCAUCGUGGGUCUGGACUCCCGGGGCUUCCUCUUCAAUCUCCUUAUAGCCACCGAGUUGGGUGUGGGAUGUGCCCCCAUUCGCAAGAAGGGAAAACUGGCUGGAGAGGUGGUUUCCGUGGAAUACAAACUGGAGUACGGCAGUGACACCUUCGAGCUGCAGCGUUCUGCCAUUCAGCCAGGCCAGAAAGUCGUAAUCGUAGAUGAUCUACUAGCCACAGGUGGUUCCCUAUUCGCUGCCUCCGAACUUGUCCGCAAAGUGGGCGGCAUUGUGGUGGAAAGCCUGGUCGUUAUAGAACUAGUUGGCCUGGAGGGUCGCAAAAAACUGGAUGGAAAAGUGCAUUCCCUCAUUAAGUACUGAGAGUUAAUCAGUAAUCAGAGUUCAUGACAAAUACCUUCCACAUUUGCAUUUACCUAUUACCUCUCUCGAUGGGACUUUUCAGCUAGCGAAUUUUUAUAAAAACUUUGAAAUGUUAUUAUUUUACGAAACAGAGGCAUAUUUUUAUAACAGAAUAUAUUUGGAAUUGAAAACGGAA